Clonostachys rhizophaga is the source of this 1443-nucleotide messenger RNA. The record is from the annotation of a GenBank genome assembly. Lineage: Eukaryota; Fungi; Ascomycota; Sordariomycetes; Hypocreales; Bionectriaceae.
AUGACAAUCAAUGAUAACAAUAUGAGGCCCAUUCGCCUUCCUCCAUACGACCCCGAGAUUCUCGCUGUUGAAGAUACCCAGCAUCGACCAAUUCCCUCAUCAGUUGAUGAGCUUUUUGAGCUACGUAAAAAGGAGCUCCAACGCGAUGACAAUAUCUACAACGACCCGGAAAUAGAUAUUCAGGAUAUUAACGUGUCGGGUCUGGAUUGCGAGAUCCCCGCCAUUACCUUGACGCGCAAAGGCGCCACCACUUCCAAGCCUCGUCCUGGCAUUUUGUUUCUUCAUGGCGGAGGCCGCGUGAUGGGAAACGUCUAUGUCGGGCUCGCUGCCGUGAGUGAACUCGUCAAAGACUUGAACGCAGUCAUUAUCAGCCCUGGAUACCGACUCUCUCCAGACGUCCACGGCAUGGUAUCAGUAGAAGACUGCUACGCGUCUCUGGUCUGGAUGUCACAAAAUUUAACAACAUACAACAUCGACCCAGCUCGCUUUAUGAUUGCUGGUGUUUCCGCUGGAGCAGGCAUUGCAGCUGGAGUUACGCUUCUCGCGCGUGAUCGGAAUGGCCCCAGUCUUUGUGCGCAAUUGCUUUCCUGUCCUAUGUUAGAUGAUCGAUUCGACAAUCUAUCUAGUCGCCAGUUCGAAAACGGUCGCGGGUUUUAUACUCCAUGGGGCCGUUAUGCUUGGAAAUUGAUCCUCGGCGAUGAUAUCGAACGGGGAACGGUCAGUCAUUAUGUAGCGCCCGGGCGCGCUGAAGACUUGUCCGAUUUACCUCCUGCCUACAUCGAUGCUGGGUCAGGCGAACCAUUUCGGGAUGAAGACAUCGCAUAUGCUGCAAAGCUUUGGGAAUGUGGUGUCCAAGCGGACUUGCAUAUUUGGGGUGGAGGUUGUCAUGGGUUUGAUUUAUUCUACCCCACGGAAGUUGGUGCAGAGGCAGUCAAGACAAGAUACGUCUGGCUGAGGCGGACACUGAGAGAGAGAAAAGAGUCCACAGUCCCUUCCACUGUGUCUUCAUCAACCACACCCUCAUCUGCUAGUCAUUCAGUCACUUAUGCGCAGGUGCCUGGGCCUUUGGGAGACCUGUUCCAGACGUCCGGUUCGUCUCACAUCGCCAGAAUCCCGCUGUCUGGCUCCCUCGUUAUAACAGGAGGUCAACCGGGAUUCGACCGCCAUGGCCAACUUGUUACCGAGUCUCUCGAGAAAGAAUUCGAAGCCUGCCUCGAUUGCGUCGAGACUGCCCUUAAGGCUGGAGGUGUUAAAGCUGGCUUGGCCGGCGCUCAUAAGUUUUCUGCGUAUUUCCUUGAUGUUCGGCAUGAAGCAGUGUUACAAGAAGUCUGGAGGAAGAGAUUGCCGGAACAUCGACCAACUUGGGUUUCUGUUGGUGUGUCUCAACUUGCAGUUCCGGGUAUGCGUAUUGAGAUUUCAGCUGAGGCAGCACUUAUUAAAUGA